Molecule: messenger RNA, 805 nt
Organism: Equus caballus (horse)
Lineage: Eukaryota; Metazoa; Chordata; Mammalia; Perissodactyla; Equidae
Product: probable cystatin-16
Molecular function (GO): cysteine-type endopeptidase inhibitor activity
Source: RefSeq, a predicted model, not a curated record
ACCGUCCCGGAAAUGUGCAGGAUCCGAGCGUGUGCAUGCGUUACCUUGCAUCCAAGAUUUUUGUGACAAGUGGGUGGAAAACGUGGCCCCCUGUUCUGCCUUCUGUUUGGUGACAAUGGGAGAGACAAGGCAGGGGGAUGGAGAGAAGGGGCUGGACAGACGCACCAGUCUAAGAGGACGGGUCAGCAGCUCAGGGCCUCCGCGGGGCAGGGCUGUGUGGGUUGCGGAGCUACGGAGGGCUGCUGCGCAGGAGCUGCCACCCUGCUUCCCCGCGCGUGGCCAGCCCUCUGUGCUGACGCUGGACAGCAUGUUCCUGAAGGUGCCGCUGUUUCUAGGGCUCAUUGUGCUGGGCACUCAUGUCUGGACCAUUCAAAAGGAAUUUGUAAACAUUUAUAAGAAGCACGAUUAUUUUGUGGCAUCUGUGGAGUUUGCCGUGGCUCGGUUCAAUGACGACAAUAUGGAAAUGAAUGCAUACAGGCUGCUGGAGGUCCGGCGAGCGCAGCAAAAGAGGUGGACCAUGAUCUAUCUGAUGGACUUGGAGAUGGGCCGCACGACAUGUGAAAAACACGUUGAAGACAUUGACAACUGCCCCUUGCAAGAAGGCCCAGGAGAGAAAAAGAUGGGCUGCACUUUCAUUGUGGAUGCUCGACCCUGGUUUUCCCAGUUCACCCUCCUGAACAGCACCUGUGUCUAGGAAAGGCAGGCAAGGAGCCCCUGGCUUCUCAAGGCAGAAGUUCCUUUUCUGCUGGAGGGUGACAGUCAAAGGUCUGUGCAGCGGCAGGGGGAAUAAAGGCAUCUGAGAGCA